AUGUUAUUUCAACGAAUUCUGUUGACAAAAUAUAAUCCUUCAACAUAUUUUAAAUUUAUUCGUCUUGUAGCAACAUCAUCAGUACAAAUUGAAUUAAAAGAUGGACUUGCAAAUAUAACAGUACCAUUACCAAGUAGAGGAGAAUCAUGUGUUUUUCAAUUAAAACCAUUUAAUACAACAGUUGGAGAUUUUAUUGAUAUAUUACAAAAAGAAGAUCGAGGUAUUGAUCGAGCAUCUAUAUAUCUUUCGGAUGGAUCUCGUCUUUCACGAAAUUCACCUUUUGAUUUAAUAUUUGAAGAACCAUUUACAUUACGUAUUAAUGAAAUAUCAUAUAAUGUUCAACCACCAACAUUAUUUACUGCAAAUAAAUCAGCUCGAGAUAUGCUUUCUGAUGUAUCAAAUUCAGUUACAAAACUUUAUCAUGAUUUACAUCUUAAUCAAUAUAUUAUGUAUCGUGAACAUGAAUUAGAAAAACAAUUAGCUUUUUUACGUGAUUCUGUUCAACCACUUAAUGAAAUUCAUCAUCAACUUGCUAAUAAAGCUAUUCGACGUUUAAAAUGGAUACAAUGGUCGAUUUUUGCUGCAAUGUCAUUUCAAACUGGUAUUUUAUUUCGUUUAGUAUGGAUUGAUUACAGUUGGGAUAUAAUGGAACCUUUUACAUAUUUUAUAUCGUAUUCAGCUGUAUUUUUAGGUUAUUGUUAUUAUAUACUUCGUCGAAAUGAUAUGAAAUAUAUGAAUAUGUCUGAUUAUUUUUAUUUAAAAAUUUUACAUCGUUUAUUACAAAAGAAAAAUUUUGAUUUAAUACGUUAUAAUGCAUUAAAAGAUGAAAUAAUGAUGAUUGAACAUGAUCUUCAACGACUUAAAGAUCCAUUAGAUCGUAUUAUAGGAACAUCAUAA
Rotaria sp. Silwood1 is the source of this 897-nucleotide messenger RNA. The record is from the annotation of a GenBank genome assembly. Lineage: Eukaryota; Metazoa; Rotifera; Eurotatoria; Philodinida; Philodinidae.